Mytilus trossulus (common blue mussel) is the source of this 1307-nucleotide messenger RNA. RefSeq names its product endonuclease III-like protein 1. The coding region runs from base 259 to 1269 and encodes 336 amino acids. Gene Ontology annotation, molecular function: DNA-(apurinic or apyrimidinic site) endonuclease activity; oxidized pyrimidine nucleobase lesion DNA N-glycosylase activity; DNA binding. The transcript has 4 exons. NCBI's taxonomy places the organism in Eukaryota, Metazoa, Mollusca, Bivalvia, Mytilida, Mytilidae. Gene Ontology annotation, biological process: base-excision repair, AP site formation; base-excision repair; nucleotide-excision repair. The record is from RefSeq and is a predicted model, not a curated record. Gene Ontology annotation, cellular component: nucleus.
AUGACCUUGACAUUCUAAGGAGAAUAACAGAAACAAUUACUGUGAUCAUAAAUCAAACAAAUCACACAUUUUAUGUAGUCGAUGGAGUAGUUUUAGUUUUCAUAGAUGCAUUCGGGAAAUUUGUUCUCCAAAUGUGGGUUUUGAACAAUUCGCAAAGUGAAAGUAAAACCGGAAGUGGAGCUGAAAUUACCGCGGGAUAUUUUUUUUAUUAUGUAAACAAACAUUAACACGUGCAAUAUUUAUUUUCGCUUUCUCUGCAUGUUUACAGUUAGAAACUUCAAAAUUUUGCAGAGCACAAGGACAAUUCGUUUUAUUAUGACUGACACACAUGAAUCGAAGUAUUUCAAUUCACCUAGUGUUACCAGAUCCCAACUUUUCAAAAGGACUGAGAGCUCCCAAAAAUGCAACAAAGAGGCAAAUGAUGCGAUCAAAACGCUUAAACGAAAAGUGAAGAAGGAGAAAGUAGAGAUCAAAUAUGAGACUGAUACCAGUUAUAAUAACGUAGGAGCAAUCAAGAAAGAGAAAUGGGAACCAUCUACUUGGAGAGAUCAGUUAAAAAAUAUACAUGAAAUGAGAAAAAACAGAGAUGCACCAGUUGAUUCCAUGGGAUGUGAUGUUAUAAGCGAUGUAACAGCUAAACCAGAGGUGUACAGAUACCAAGUGUUGUUGUCCUUGAUGUUGUCCAGUCAAACCAGGGACCAGGUUACAUCAGCAGCAAUGUCAAGGUUACGGGAACAUGGCUGUACCAUUGAUAACAUUCUUAAAACAGACGAUCAAAAGCUUGGUCAGCUAAUUUAUCCAGUUGGCUUUUGGAAGAGAAAAGUAGAGUACAUUAAAAAGACUAGUCAAACACUGUUAGACCAAUACAAUGGUGAUAUCCCUAAAACUGUGGGAGACCUUUGUAAACUAACAGGAGUUGGACCUAAAAUGGCCUAUCUAGUGAUGAAGUGUGCUUGGAAUGAAAUACAGGGGAUAGGAGUGGAUACACAUGUACAUAGGAUCUCUAACAGAUUAGGAUGGCAUCAAAAACCUACAAAACAACCAGAAGAUACAAGAAAAAGCUUGGAGGAUUGGUUGCCAAGAGAAUUAUGGUCGGAGAUAAAUCACUUGUUAGUUGGAUUUGGGCAACAGACUUGUCUUCCUGUGUAUCCAAAAUGUUCUGAGUGCUUAAAUAAACAGAUAUGUCCGUAUGGGAGAAGUUACAAAUCUCCUAAGAAGUCACCUAAGAAACUUCCAAAGACAGAAAUCAAAAAAGAAGAACCUGUUUGAAAUGUAUAUUUUGUGUAUAAAUAAAUUGAAAAAUGUUU